GUCGAGCGGGGCAGGAGGUCUUCACCACCUUUGUCGCCUUGGUCAUUGGCAGUGCCUCCAUCCUCUUCACAUCCUUGACUGGGAUUGCAAAGGUGUGCAUGGCGGGCAUGCUGGGGGGCGUUGUGUCGGUGCUGCUGCUCUACUGUUGCUUCCCUGUCCUGAUGAUGCUUGGCCUCGGGCCUUCCCGGGUAAAACAGCGUGCCCUUGCCCUCUUCGCUUGGUGGCUGCUGGCUGGUAGGCCGAG
Messenger RNA from Symbiodinium necroappetens, 244 nucleotides. NCBI's taxonomy places the organism in Eukaryota, Dinophyceae, Suessiales, Symbiodiniaceae. The record is from the annotation of a GenBank genome assembly.